This is a messenger RNA of Uranotaenia lowii, 2819 nucleotides long. Its product is annotated as zinc finger protein 236-like. Bases 287 to 2695 code for a protein of 802 amino acids. The transcript has 7 exons. Lineage: Eukaryota; Metazoa; Arthropoda; Insecta; Diptera; Culicidae. The record is from RefSeq and is a predicted model, not a curated record. Gene Ontology annotation, cellular component: nucleus.
AUUUUCUAUCACAGAGUGUAAGCACAUACAUGAAUACAAACUAGCCUCUGUGAGAGAACAAGAAGCGUUGAAAUACUGAAAUUUUCUCAUAAAUUGUGCUGAUUGAGCUAGCUUAUUGUGCUAUAGAAAAGUGCUAUAGUGCUAUAGAAAAGUGCCAGAAAUUCAUCCGCUGUGCAGGAAAUUCUUCUAAUGUGCAGAGGCUGGCAUAAUCUUUUACGAAGAAACGAAGCGGCAAAAAUACAUAAAACAAUAAUUCCUGGAAAGUGGUUUUGAAUCAACCAAGAAUAUGGCGAACAACCCCGAGUUGGAAAAAACUCAAAGCAGUACCCGCAGCAAAUGUAACCUCUGCGAGGCUUCAUUCGUAACGCGAGCCCUGUUGGCUCGCCACAUAAGCAAUGUGCACGAGCGAGUCAAGCGCUAUGACUGUGGGCAUUGCAGCGCAGCGUUCAACUCGCAGAAAAAUUUUACGCUACACCGAACGGUUCACGGUCCGAGGCCUUUCAAAUGUCCCAAGUGCUGUUUGGUUUUUCGGCGGCGUGCCACUUUGAUGGGUCAUAUCGAGCAGCACUACGAGAAUGAAGAUCACAUUUGUGUGGUAUGCAAAAGGCAAUUUUUGAGUGCGGCCGAGCUGAGAAUUCACGUGUACGAAGGUCACGAAGAAAAGUCGGCUUCUCCACAGAAAAAGUCCAAGAAUACCGUUGGUCAAACAAAUGAAAAAAUAAAUUACAAAUGCACUUUAUGUGAGAACAAGAUAUUCACUAAGAAAAGUUUGUUGGAGAGACAUUUUUUGAUCCACACCAAGCAGAAACCAUUUGUGUGCGAUAUCUGUGGAAAAACAUUCAACCAGAAAAGCACCCUAAAAACUCACUGGGCAGUGCAUACUAAAAAUCGCGACUUUAUGUGCAUGCUGUGCGGACUAAAAUUUACACAAAAAGUGAAUCUCCGUGUGCACACGAUGCGAGUCCAUCCGAAGCGAAAUAUAGCCACAUUAACGGACCGAUUGCCUUGCCCCUAUUGUCCGUGUCUGUUCAAAAAACUGGGCAGCUUGAACGCCCACAAAACAAAGGUUCAUGCAGUCUUGUUGGAGCAGACUGAACAAAGUAAUGACCCGAACCAAGUUGAAGAGGAAGUUGUCCAAAUUACUGCUGUAGAACAGCAAUCUGAAGGAACGGAAGCACGGUCAGGAAUCGUAUAUCAGUGCAAUACCUGCGAGGGUCCGACACUUUUCGACAGUAUUGGCCAACUGGAGCGUCACCUGAAGGAACACGAAGACGAUCAAAAGCGAAGUCCACCGCAGACGUCGGAGAUCGUGCAAUCGGUAGUUCCUUGCCGUACGAAAACCCACCUGGAGGGCUACAGUGAGAAGAGACGUUUUGAAUGCACUAUCUGCAAAGCAGCAUUCAAGCAGUCUAGCCAUCUCAAGCAGCACCUGAAAUCACAUUAUGGUAUCAAAGGCAAUCGGUGUGAGAUUUGCAACAAAACAUUCACCACCAACCACACCUUAAAAGUGCACCGUGCAAGUCACAAUCAGAACUCGCAGCUAAAUUACAAGUGCGACAAAUGUCUCACUAGUUUCAGUUUACACUCAAGCUUAGUUCGACACAACAAACUGCACGAAAAUCCGGACCGCAGUUACUCCUGCCCGUACUGUCCACGAGUCUUCAAAUGGUUGCAGAACUGCAACACUCACAUCAAAACCCAUCACGCGACCGACAUGCUUAAGCUAACUGAUCUAAACAAAUUAACUUCUAACGUAGAAAUGACUGAUAGAUUUAGUGAUAGUAACGACCUGCUAGAAAACCCCUUUUUAAGUAGUGAUGAUUUGGUUGAGCAAAAUGAAGCUGUGAAUAAUUUGACGUCCGCAAUGCGCAACGUAGCAAAUUGUAUUGUUAAAAUCGAUAAUGAAUUUUACGAAAUCCCGGUACAAAUAGAUACUAGUCAGAUUCCCAACGACGACGACGAAGGCGAUAUCCAAUCAAAUAUCAAUGAAUCUCCCAACAUAGUUCCUGACCCGAUGGUUUCCUUUCAAUCGGAUAUCGAUGAAUCUGCUGAGCAACAAAACAGUGAAAACAAUCCUACAUUCCAAAUUAUUAUAGACGAUGGAACGCUUUAUCAGCUUAUAAAUGAAGGUACCGAAAUUGCCAUCCUACCGGACGAUGCAAUGAUCAGUGCAACAUCUGAUCAAGAUGAUGAUGAUGAUAAUGUCGCCCAUCGCGUUGAAGAUUCGAAAAAAAACUCAAACCAAACCGAGGAGGAUUUAUUUUCGGAUUUCGUCGAAGAUGGUCGCAAAAGGUUUCGCUGCAAAGGAUGUGAAAAGGUUUUCAAAAAACCAAUCGACUUGAGGCGACACAUUCGAACGCAUACGGGGGAACGUCCAUUCAAAUGUUCCCACUGUUCGAAAACCUUCGCUCUCAAGGCGAUCCUGCAGUCGCAUGUGAAAACGCAUGAAAAACGCCAAAUGUUGCCCUGCCCGGAGCCUGGCUGCAAGGGAAAGUUUUCGAGCAAAACCAGCCUGGAUAUGCAUCGCCGAUUGCACACCGGCGAUCGGCCCUUCAAGUGUACCGUUUGUUCGCUCACGUUCCGCACCUCCGGGCAUAUGCAGUCCCAUAUGAACUCACACAAACGGCUGGCCAUGCAGCACGAAAUGUUGGAUAAACAGUUCGAGUUGCUACAGAAGUGGCAUAAGUCAAUGUGACGUGAGUGCUGUGAUAGCAAUGAUUGAACUCAGUGAACGAUAAUAAAGUUGAACAGUAUGAAAUAUUUAAUCUGGUGUAUAUAUACACAUGUAUUAUGAAUAAACGUUAGUUCCCUUAAAGCAG